Temnothorax curvispinosus is the source of this 1157-nucleotide messenger RNA. RefSeq lists its product as uncharacterized. The record is from RefSeq and is a predicted model, not a curated record. The transcript is spliced from 3 exons. The coding region runs from base 303 to 1004 and encodes 233 amino acids. Lineage: Eukaryota; Metazoa; Arthropoda; Insecta; Hymenoptera; Formicidae.
UAAUUAAAUUUACAAAACGCUAGCUUGAAAUAAUGUUUCAUUCUUACCGUAUUGAACGAUUAAAGAUAUUCGAGACACGCGACAGCAUUUCCAGAAAAUCCUGUCGUUUCUCCAUGACGAGUUCUAGGCAAUAACAAAAUGCGGGCAAGCGCGAGCCAAGCCUAAAUUUCACCGUAAAACUGGGUCAGUAUGAAAAGCCCGUUAACCGGCCAGUCAAGUUUCAAUCGCCCAGCAAGGAGGCACAUCUCGAGGAGAUGUCCUCUCGUCUCGCUUGAGCGCAGAGACAAGAUCAAGGACGCAAAAUGAGGGCCGCCUGCUGGCUGCUGUUGAUCAUCGUCUUCGCGCAAUUGUGCUCGCGCCUGGAAUCGAGAGUCGAGGAAGGUUUCACGACAGGAAGAAUCGUUAGCAGCGAGCUCGAGGAUUUCUCGCAAUCGCAGGAAGAUCUGGAGCAAUUCAAGGCGCUGUUGAAACAGACCACGAAUUCUUCGACAUCGGGAAACAGCACGGUCACCGCGACUAGGCAACCAUGCCAGUGUGGCGGCGGUGUCUGCGGAUGUUGUUCGAGAAUCCUGUACGGACAAAAGGCGUGCGUGAACGUCUCAUACGAUCCUGACGAAUUCAGCUUCACCGCCAAAAUCAUGAUGAACGACAGAGUUCUUUAUACGAGGACUGUUUCCGGAAAGAAUCCUAGACCGAUUUGCGUUCCUGUUCCGAGGCUACCGAUCAGAGCGUGCGUCAGAUUUUAUAAUAUAUAUUUCCAAGGCAGGAAUAUUCAUCUGUGUGUUAAUCUGGAAGGAAAAUUCCAGGAUACUACAUUGUUUAAGGUUAAUUUUGACUGUCUCAGAUUCGGUUCAAACGGAUUAGCUUUGUUAAAGCCAGAGGACGGAGGUGGUUUAGGCUUUGGUCAAGUAGAACUUCUUCCGGAAGAUGCGAACGAUGACGACUACGAUGACGAGGAUGAUGAUGAUUAUGACGAUGACGACGACGACGAUGAUAUAUUCUAAAAAUAUCUUUCGAAAACAGAUAAUAAUGAUAUUGUGCGUUUUCCAACAAGCAACACAAGUGUUGUUCUGUCUUUGUUAUUCAUUGCCAAAAAAAGAGAGUCGUUUAUGUCGACUUGUGUCGCUUGUUAGAAAAUGCACACUAUAAAAGUUGAU